Plasmodium fragile is the source of this 2307-nucleotide messenger RNA. RefSeq lists its product as uncharacterized. NCBI's taxonomy places the organism in Eukaryota, Apicomplexa, Aconoidasida, Haemosporida, Plasmodiidae. The transcript has 3 exons. The record is from RefSeq and is a predicted model, not a curated record. Bases 1 to 2307 code for a protein of 768 amino acids.
AUGACCAUUGUCGUAGCCAUGCAACGAACUCCAGGAGCAGGCACUGAACCGACACAGAAUUUAGAGAUACCUGAAGGCCAGGCCUCUAAUGGCCAGGAUGAUUCUUCCAAAACGAACACCACCGGUGUUGAUAAUACCCAUACUGACACAACAAAAGUUGUAGAUCCGGCACCAGUAACUACUGGUAACGGUUCCUCAGCCUCCGGUGGCAGUAAGCCUGAUCCACCGCUGGCCGACAAUACUGCUAAGGAUGAUAAAGCCCAUGAUGGGCAUACUGCCGCAUCCUCUCCCACGACACAACCAUCUCAAGAGUCCCAGCCCCCCAAGGCACCAGUUACCUCCACUGAUCCUGAUCAACAUGGUCACACACAUGACACAGGUUCCUCUGGUGCAGCUGGUCCUACGGGUCCAGGUUCUACUGGUACUGGCUCCACGGGCACUACGAAUCCACGUUCCUCCGGUACUGGUUCUACUGGUCACCAACCCCCUAGUCCUGUUCCUUCCCCCGGACGCAACAAUGUACAAAGCACUGGUUCCAAUGGAACAAAUGCGAACAAGGACCCUGGUUUAGAUUUAGACUUUAAACCACAUGCAGAUGGUAUCGGGGGAGCAUAUGGACCAAACGCUGCGCCCAUUGAUCCACAUAGGACAGUUAUAAGUGAACAUCCACCUAAGGGUCCCGGAGGUCCCGAUGGCCCCGACCUAACCGCGGACGUCCUUACCGCCACUACUCCGAUCCUGUUGUUCGUCGCUUCCGUCAUCGUGGCCGUUCUUGGUUAUUCCCUUUGGAAGUACUUUGCCUACCUCGGACAAAGACGACGACGAACAUAUCGAACCGUUCGUGACGUGCCGUCACCGCCACUCGACGAAGAAAUAUUGGAUCAUCUACAACGCGGCGAGCCGCCACCCGAUUACGGGUACACGAUAAUUAGGGAUAGGCAACCUGCGUCAACAUCCGGUAGAGCACGCCCACCACGCGUGCAUACACGCACGAUCAUCGAGCUACAUCUAGAAGUGCUCAACGAAUGUGAAGCAACCGAGUGGGAAAACGUCAACGACGACUAUUUGCAGAUACUCGUGGAGGAGUUUGCACAGGAGUGUGCGCACGAUAUGAUACGGGACGCCAACAGCAAUAACAAUAUCUUGGGUCUUUUGACCUCAGACUAUGGUUCACCAUGGACCAAUGUUUCAGCCAACGCAGACCGACCGCGUCAUUACCACGCCCGUCAUCCCACCUGCGACGCCACCGUUCCAGCCACACAUACACCCACAAACGCCGUAGUCACGGACAUACCCACAUGUGACACCGUCACGCAUACCACCACGAGUGAGGAUCCUAAGCCCGAAAUCACAGACAUACCCACAUGUAAAGCAGUCACAGACACACCCACAUGUGAUCAUCCUCAGCCCGACAUCACAGACAGCCCCACAUGCGACACAGUCACGCACAUACCCACAUGUGAGGAUCCUAAGCCCGAAAUCACACAACCACCAGGCUCCGGUAACGCAGUCACAGACAGAACCACAUGUGACACAGUCACGGACAUACCCACAUGUUACACAGUCACGCACAUACCCACACGUGAUGAUCCUAAGCCCGACAUCACACACCAGUUAGUCACAGACGACACAGUCACAGACACACCCCCACAUGAACCUCCAAAGCCCGCAAUCAUACAUCCACACACCAACGCCCCAGUCACAGACACACACACAUGUGAUCAUCCUCAGCCCGAAAUCACAGACAUAACCACAUCCCACACUACCACGUGGCUGCGUUGGAUUGACCGCAACAAGCACCUAUUCCAGGCGUGCACGGGGCAAACAUGGUUCAAUGAAAUCAAAUCGGAAUGGAAACAAUACCUGCGUGAGCACAUGGCGCCAGACGCGGACAACGGACAACGUGCAUUCGGUGAGCACAGAAGUACUGCAUGUGUGGAAAUGAAAAAAGAUGCCUGGACAAAGUGGGUCGCGAAGCAACAUAACGACAUGGCAAAGUACAUCGAAAAAGAUUGGUUUAGGCAUUUGUUGAAUAAUGCACAGGAGGAGACAGCAACGCCCACAGGCGAAGUAUCAGUAGUCGACAACGACUUAGAAGUGGAAAAAGUAAUGGCAGCAGAAGACAUGCCACAAGUGAGAGAUGUACCGCGGUCGCAACUGCAUCCGCAACCUUACAUGAAAAAACCGUUAACUGCCACAUUGUGGAUGCUCCUUCUCGCGUCCGUAAUCGAAGAGAGCGAGCUCGAAUGUCGUUUGCAGGAUAGGGAGUUAUAUGUAGAUGCUCUAUUGGAGCAACUGUGCCAUUAG